GGGCUGGAAGUGCCGGGAAGGGCGCUCUCCCGCGUGGCGCCGCUCUUGGCGUGGGGUUUGGAGCUUUGGGGCCUCCCUGUUUCCCUUCCUUCGCUCCUUUCCCUCUCUCCCUCCCUCCUGUACUUCUUCCCCCCCUCCUUGGCAGCGGCGGUCCGGGUGGGAGCGUGUCCCUCUUCCCAAACCCCGCCGUGUGCCUCCUGUUCCCCAGGCGCGCCUCGGGCACUGCGUGCUGGCUGUUCCCGAUGUCUCUGUGUGUGUGUGUGUGUGUGUGUCAUCUGUCCCAGCCCAUGCGCGCAGUCCUGUCCCGGGAAAGAUGGGGGAAGCUUGAAAUGGUCCAGAUCAGAUUUUGUUUCGCUGGUUUUUGUUUUGCGUCAUCUUCUGGUGACGUUAAUGUUUCCCGAGGGAAGCCCGCAGAGAACAAUUGUUUCUUUCCGUGCUGUAGUCUUGCUCUCGAGUUGAAAAUAGGAUCAUUAGCCUGGAAAUUCAAAGGUUGAAUAUAACUCAAGGCGAGGCACAAAUCAAAGCUGGAAUGUGCCCAACCCUCAUAUAGGCGGAACAAAAAUGUAAAUAAUUUUGUGAAGCUAAAAACAACAGUUUGCCAUAUUUCUGCAAUUUUCCUAGAGUUUUUUUAUCACCUAAAGACAGAAUAUGGAGCGUGAAAAUGAAAUAAAGAAGCAAGUAAACCCCUUUUACUGCAAUAUUUGCAAAAUCUGGUGUUCUUCUGCAUUGAACUUGCAGACUCACUUCCUUGGAGCAAAACACAAGUCGAUUGAAGAAGCAUUGAAAGCUCAUGGUAUGGUUGAAACAGAAAGUUGCUUAGGGAAGAAAGUGAAAACACCUGCAAAACUUCCUGAGUUUGUUAAAACAGAAAGUUGCGUAGGGAAGAAAGUGAAAACACCUGCGAAGCUUCCUGAUUUUGCGCCACUUGAGUCAGAGAAGUUUUAUGGAGCAGAGAAGUUCAAUGGACAGACAUUGGAAGACAAGCUUAAUACAUGUAAAGAUUCAGAACCUGCACUUGGACUUAAUUACAUAAUCGAAUACCGAACAAAAGACAAUGUUCCUUUUCUCUAUGAAUGUCAAUUAUGCUACUGUAAAACAGGAUUGAGUAGCAUGUUCAUGCAUGUUUGUGGUUCCAAGCAUAGACUGGCAUACUUGAGACAACAUUAUCCAGAGAUAGCACAAUCUGAUGAAGUUAAGGGUAAAGGCUCUGAACUGAACAAAAAAAUUAGGCAAGUUGGAUUAACAAUUGAGAAGAAAGAAGGAAGAAAACAAAUACAGGUUGUUACAGGUGUUCCAACAAUGAAAAGGAAAUGGCCAGAAUUUCUCAGUGCAGAGGACAGCCUUUCGAAAGUGAAAGUUCAGCACGUGGAUGUGCCCUGUAGCAAUGCAGAACAAACAGAUAACAAAGAUGGGAAACUGACAGACCCUACCCAAGAUGAAAAUAAUGUUCAGGAGGAGAAUGAAGAAAAGCAGAAAGAACAGGCAAAUCCAGAUGAAAUGGUUGAACCUAAUAAUGCUAUUGAAAGCAGCAAAGGCAGCAACUCAGAAAGGUGUGAGACCAAUAAACAAUCAGAGGAAGAAAAUAAGGAAGCUCAGCAAGAAUUUACAGCAAAUCCUGAAGAAUUCACUAGUCAAGAAGAACUGUUGGGUUAUUUGCAAAGUUUUGAAAUACUGAAUGAAGAUGAUGCUACAUUUAUCCUGAAAGUUACACAGAUUCUCACAAAUGCACUGGUGGAAUAUCGUCAGCAGGCUGCAUCAAACGAAGACCAGUUAGAUGCUGGAUAUAAUGGAGAAACAGCACUAGAAUAUUCCACAGAACAGCCUGGCCCAACCUCAGCAGAGAUUGCUGACUCUGACACUGGCUACUCAAGCAGCCAAUCAGCUAAGCAGUUCUUACCAGUCAAUGAAGUUGAACCCCAGAACUUUUCAGCUGGCUCUAUGGAAACAGCAUACGAGAACAACAUCACGACAGAAUUUUUGAACAGUGUAAGAAACAUGAAUGCUGAGGAAGUUACUGCCACCCUACACAAAAUAGCAGCAUCCAAUCCAGCUUUCAGAGGAAUCGAUAUACCGAAUGUUAUAAGGAUCCUGACUGAAAGUGGAACUCUGAGGGGACCAAGCAAUGGCAGCACACAGUGACAUGGUACUUAAUAUAGAGAAUAUAGCAAAUUUCCUUUCUGUAAGUUUGUUGUUUUACUUCAUUUGACCUCAGUGGAGUUACUUUGUUACGUUUAAGUUUCAUAUAGUGUUUUUUAAAUUAAAUUAAUGACUUGGUUUUGAUAUUCUUGUUAUUUAUUUCUCCAUUUAGCUGAAAGUUCUGUAUUGUGGAAAGAUUGUAAAGCUCAUGUUUCCGUGUUAAAACGGCUUUUUAAAACAGGUAACUUGUUUUCUUCAGUAUUAUUAAAUACUGUACAUGGAAAGUCUGAUGUUUUCUUAUUGUUGCUUCUUUUACAAAGAAUUAUCAGCAGAAUGAACUACUGCACUCAGCAGUACAAACUCAUCCUGCAACAAGUACUUGGAAGUUAUUCCCUGUGGCUGCUGGGACUGACCAAAAAACCUUUAUAAUCAAAAGCCCUUUGCCAUAUAAGGAUUAUGAACAGGUCUCCACAUCUUUUUCUUAAUAAGAUUAAGAAUAAUAAUAAUAAGUCAGCACUGUCAGUCUCGUGCUGAGAUGAGAAGCACCUGGAUUAUAGCUGAUUUAGGGAGCAUAGAAGCUUCAGCAAAGUUAGUAGAAGUUAGGUAUGUUUUACAAAUUUAGAGAUGCAUCCCAACAAGUGUCACAAGGCUCUGGCUAAGAGACACUGAUGUGGUGGCAAAAGUAUCUUUUGUGUUUUAUCCUGCCAGCAUGAGAAUGAAAUGAAAGCUGGCUUAUACUGUUCUUCAGGCUCUUUUAAAAGGAACUUUUCCAACUAAAGUAGUACUGGUUCUGGCUAUAUAUUAAUGACUACUACUUUUGUAGGAGGGUGAAAAAACAUUUUGAAUGGUUAUAAAUUAGUUUGCUUGGGGAAAACUAGUUUUUUAAAGUGAAGCCGUGUGAUUAAAAUUCACUUCCUGCUUGUGAUUCUGGGUAGCAUUCAGUGGUUCUAAUUAAAGCUCUUCAGCUUUGCAGCCAAAAACUGGUAUAAUUCAGAUAUGCUGGGGCCAGAUGGCAAAUGAACUUUUUUGUGUUAACUUACAUUUUUUUUGAGAUCUGGAUGGAAUUUGAGAAUCCUCAUCCUGAUGGUUUUACGUCUUCAUACCAUGGAAUGCAAGAUGCAGUAAAACUAAGGUAACAAAGAAAGCAGCAACAAAAUUUAUGAGUUUUAUUAUGUGAACUGACCCAGGAAGGAAAACAGUUCACAGACAAAUUAAAACACUGUUUUAAAGAAACUCUGAGGAAUUUCUGGAAUGCAUCUAAAUCUGCUCUUAUCAGAGGCAGAGAUGGAACCAGAGUUCUUACAGUUUAUUUACUCUGUAUAGGAACAGUGUUAAUGCCUGCUUAAUGAAGGUGAACUUACUCAUAAAAAUUCUGAAUUCUGAAAAUAAAAAUAGAAAUACCUUUUGCCUGUUUAUUUUCAAGGUGCAGAACAAUCUUUGUAUAAAAAAAAAUAAAAUGAGAAUAUUCAGCUGCUGUAAAUGGCCAUCGCCGGGACAGCUUCUUUUUCCUCUUAUUGUGGAAUCAUUCCAAGUGGAAAUAAAGUUACAAUAAAGUUGAAAUGA
This is a messenger RNA of Hirundo rustica (Barn swallow), 3699 nucleotides long. RefSeq lists its product as uncharacterized. Gene Ontology annotation, molecular function: single-stranded RNA binding; double-stranded RNA binding; zinc ion binding. The coding region runs from base 649 to 2139 and encodes 496 amino acids. The record is from RefSeq and is a predicted model, not a curated record. Lineage: Eukaryota; Metazoa; Chordata; Aves; Passeriformes; Hirundinidae. Gene Ontology annotation, cellular component: precatalytic spliceosome. The transcript has 17 exons.